UGUCAAACGAUUUAGUUUCAAUUUGUGUCUUGUGUGUUACGUUUGAGCGAUGAGCUUCUCUGGGAAAGUGGUGAUGAUGACCGGAGGUAGCUCUGGUAUUGGUGCGGCUACGGCUCUAGCCUUUGGUAGAGAAGGAGCCCGCGUCGCCAUCGUUGGCAGAAACCAAGCAAAACUGGCUAGCGUCGCUGCCACCUUCACUGGCCUGCCACAACCGCUAAUAAUAGCUGCUGACAUUGCUGACAACAACCAAGCUUCAACUAUAAUACAAAGAACUAUCAAAGAGUUCGGAAAACUUGACGUUCUCGUCAACAACGCAGGGAUGUCUCAUAACGGAAGCAUUCUUGAAGGAAACCUCAUGGCAGCUUACGAUAACGUAAUGGCAACGAAUCUACGAGCGCCGAUCCACCUGACAACCCUUGCAGCACCACAUUUAAUCAAAGCGAAAGGGAAUAUCAUUAACGUAUCGAGCAUAUUAGGGUUGACAACUACUCCGAUGCACGUUUUGAUGGCAUAUUCUAUUUCGAAGGCCGCGUUAAAUCAAUUCUCAAAAGCCGCAGCCCUAGAGUUAGCCCCCCAUGGUGUUAGGGUGAACAUCAUCUCUCCAGGACCGGUGAAGACUGAGAUUCUAGAGACCAACAACUUUCCAGGAACAUGGGACGAUUUCCAGAAGUUGACAGCUUUGAACAGGGUCGCAAAAGUUGAAGAGAUAGCUGACCUGAUGUUGUUCCUGGCGAGUGAUAAAGCUAAAAGUGUUACCGGAGCCAAUUAUGUAUCGGAUAAUGGAAUGCUUUUGAGAGUAUAAUUAUGUUAGUGUAUUUAGAUAAUUUAAAACUUGUAUGGGUUACUGAAAUUUCUUGAAUGAGACAAAUAGAAAUUAUAUAAUAAUUAUAAUUAAA
This is a messenger RNA of Manduca sexta (tobacco hornworm), 896 nucleotides long. RefSeq names its product 3-oxoacyl-[acyl-carrier-protein] reductase FabG-like. Lineage: Eukaryota; Metazoa; Arthropoda; Insecta; Lepidoptera; Sphingidae. The transcript has a single exon. Gene Ontology annotation, molecular function: oxidoreductase activity. The record is from RefSeq and is a predicted model, not a curated record. Bases 50 to 802 code for a protein of 250 amino acids.